AUGAAGCCAUUAUGUUUAGUGGCAGUUGCCAUUUCAGCCGUCUUUGCCUCUUCUCCGGAAGUGUCCACGAGGGGGAAAUGUAAGGCUGCAUGCUCUUCUGUAGCCAAGCUGUACCCAGAACAACUCAUUAGUCCAUCUUCCUCUGCCUAUGCAAAGGCGCAGGAAUCAUACUGGAGCGAACAACAGCGGUCAAGAGACCCAGCAUGCUUUUUCCAGCCCACGUCGGCCGAACAAGUCCAGGCUGCAAUUGUUCACGUCAAACGAGCUGGAUGUCUAUUCUCCAUCAAGGGGGGUGGCCAUUCCUACAACUCUCGAGGAUCAAGCAUUGAUGGAGGUUUCCAAUUUGAUCUGGUGAACUUGAACCAAAUCAAUAUUCAUCAAGACCGUCGGGGCCUGACAGUUGGUCCAGGUGUCCGAUGGGGCCCGCUGUUCAAGAUUCUCGAAGGCCAAGGAUUGAUCGCCGUAGGUGGUCGGGAUGUUGGCGUCGGCGUUCCAGGUUUUACCUUUGGUGGCGGCCUGUCAAAUUUGGCCAGUGUCCGAGGCUGGGCUGCGGAUGACCUCGAAUCGUUCGAUAUCGUUCUCGCCAGCGGUGAACUUGUUACUGCAAACGCAAAAUCCAACCCGGAUCUCUUUAGAGCGGUUCGAGGCGGUGGAGGUCACAACUUUGGCAUUGUCGUCGACCUUACGAUCAAACUUUAUGACUACAACGGCAUGUGGGGUGGUCUUCGGAUUCAUUCACAAGACACAUUCGAUGACCUUUGGGACGCUUAUUAUACCUAUAUUCAAAGACUGCCCGCCGACGGAAAGGCACACUUGUAUGUGGACUUUGCCCGCCAAAACGGUUCCGUCGUUGGCGUUACUUUCAUGGCCUAUCCAGAGCCGGUCCAAGAUCCGCCAGUCUUUGACAGUUUUCGUUCGAUCCCGAGUGUUCUCGAUACCUUGCGACUAGCAAAUUACUCUGAUCUCUCUGACGAACAAGCCAAAGCAAUCGACUCCAGAGGUCGCAGAAAUGCCGGCUGGACCCAAGCUGUCGAAUUUGAUAUUGACCUGAUCAAGUCCGUGGUCGACUUCUGGAUCAAGACGACUGAAGAUAUCUCCAAGAGAGUUGAUGCUGGACUCGACUUCAACAUCAUCACUCCCGGAAUGCGGAACUGGGCUGCUCGCAACGGCACGGCGAAUGCGAUGGGUCUUGAAGGACCUGAUGAGCCGCUUAUCAACAUUAUGCUCGCCAUGGCAUGGGAUGAUGAGUCCCUCGACCGCGAGGUGCUGAACACAUAUCGGAGGCUCGAUGAGGGCAUCCGGAAGCUUGCAGGCGACAGAUACCAUCGGUUCAAGUAUAUGAACUACGCUCACUUGGAACAAGACGUGAUUGCUUCCUACGGGGAGAAGAACAAGAGGUUUUUGAAGCAAGUCGCAGCCAAGUUUGACCCUGACUCAAUCUUUCAGAAGCUGCAGCCUGGAGGUUUCAAGCUAGACGGGCUACGUCGGCAAAACUACUAG
Molecule: messenger RNA, 1500 nt
Organism: Fusarium falciforme
Lineage: Eukaryota; Fungi; Ascomycota; Sordariomycetes; Hypocreales; Nectriaceae
Exons: 3
Coding region: 1-1500 (499 amino acids)
Molecular function (GO): FAD binding
Source: RefSeq, a predicted model, not a curated record